AUGGUGCGGUACUCUAAAGGAGCGUUCCGCGAAGUGCUGCGCGACUAUAACGUAGACAUCGCCUACACACCGAUGAUCCUCGCAGACGUCUUCAAAUCCAGCGAAUUCGCGCGCACAGACUACACGACCAACGACAUCGAUAGCCCUGUAGUAGUGCAAUUCGCUGCUCACGAUCCAGUGGACCUGGCGCAGGCGGCGCAGCUGGUUGCGCCCUAUUGCGAUGGGAUUGACUUGAACUGUGGGUGCCCGCAGAAGUGGGCGUACAAGGAGCGCAUUGGCGCGUAUCUGUCUGAUAAACCCGAGACAGUGCGUGAGAUGGUGAGGGCAGUGAAGGCAGUUGUUAGCACACCAUGCUCGGUCAAGAUCCGCAGACACCCGACGGACGACCGGCAGACGAUCGAGCUUGUGAAGAGAGCCGAGAUGAUGGGCGUUGACUGGAUUACCAUCCAUGGGCGGACGCGGCACCAGAAGAGCACGGAGCCGGUGGAUUUCAAUAUCAUCAAGAUGGUCAAGGAGUCGGUUGGUGUGCCAGUGCUGGCUAAUGGCGGCAUAUUUUCUGUCGAGGACGCCGACGAGAUGUACGAGAAGACGGGUGUGGACGGUGUGAUGUCAGCCAGGGGGUUGCUGCAGAACCCGGCACUGUUUGCGGGGUAUGAGCACACACCGCUGGAGGCAGUGCAGAAGUAUCGUCAACUGCGCGCUGGCAUACGGCACACCGACAUUCAUCUUCCACCACCACAUCAUGUUUCAUGA
Molecule: messenger RNA, 753 nt
Organism: Linderina pennispora
Lineage: Eukaryota; Fungi; Kickxellomycota; Kickxellomycetes; Kickxellales; Kickxellaceae
Product: FMN-linked oxidoreductase
Exons: 1
Coding region: 1-753 (250 amino acids)
Biological process (GO): tRNA processing
Molecular function (GO): tRNA dihydrouridine synthase activity; flavin adenine dinucleotide binding
Source: RefSeq, a predicted model, not a curated record